Messenger RNA from Neltuma alba, 2289 nucleotides. Its product is annotated as cation/H(+) antiporter 8-like. Gene Ontology annotation, biological process: regulation of pH; proton transmembrane transport. Gene Ontology annotation, cellular component: membrane; endomembrane system. The record is from RefSeq and is a predicted model, not a curated record. Lineage: Eukaryota; Viridiplantae; Streptophyta; Magnoliopsida; Fabales; Fabaceae. The transcript is spliced from 3 exons. Bases 1 to 2289 code for a protein of 762 amino acids. Gene Ontology annotation, molecular function: antiporter activity.
AUGAAUCCCAAUGAUACAUUAUUCUCUCAAGUUGAUGUGCUCUUCUCGUCCCCUAAUCAUACAAUAUAUAAUGUUUGCAUUAAUAUUCCACCUCGAAUUUCUUCUGAUGGGAUAUGGGGAAGCCACCAACAUUCUGCCUCCCCGUUAAAAUCUUCUUAUCCAAUUUUUGAGUUACAGGCUGGCUUUAUUUUGGGACCUUCGAUUCAUUUUGAGCCAUUAGACAAGUACAAGAAAUUAUUGUUUCCUUAUGGGAGUCAAGAUACUCUUGCAACAAUUUCAUCACUUGGUUAUGCACUGUUCAUCUUUCUGUACGGAGUACAAAUGGAUUUUACCAUGAUACGAAGAACAGGAAGAAAGUCAUGGAUCGUUGGCUUUACCGGAUUAAUCAUGCCUAUUGGCAUGGGAUAUUUGCUACAUUUUGUCAUCUUAAAGAAGCCAUUAGUAGCUGCUCUUGGAGACCAUUAUCCAAGCUUGCCUGUUGUCUUUGUGUCACACAGCGUAACUUCAUUUUCAGUUAUUGCAGCCUUCCUCAAUGAUCUUAAAAUCCUAAAUUCAGAGCUUGGUAGGCUAGCAUUAUCCUCAGCAUUGGUGAGUGACGUGCUGAGUACGAGCUUUACGAGCUUUGCCACGGCCAUUGUCAGUAGCAUCAUGGGUAGGACAAAGAUCUAUGCAACCUUGGGCUCCUUGUUUGCAGCAAUUAUAUUCAUUCCACUGGUAUUUCGUCCAGCAUUGUUCUGGAUCGUAAGGCAUACACCAGAGGGUAGACCCGUGAAGCAAGUUUACAUUUAUAACAUCGUUGCAUUGCUAUUUGCAUUAUGUUGGCUUUUGUCAAGAUCAGAUCAAGCCUUUGCUUUGGGAGCUUUUAUCUUGGGCUUGUCUGUGCCAGAGGGACCCCCAUUAGGAUCUGCACUGGUUACCCAACUCGAAUUGAUUGGGAAAUCAUUCCUCUUACCCAUCUUUGUGACUACCAGUGUGAUGAAAGCUGAUCUCUCAUUGGAUAAUACAUUAUGGUCAUUUUUUAUUAUUGGCUCUUCCGUCAUUGUAGUCCAUUUUAUCAAAAUAUGUGCAUGCAUGGCACCUUCACUCUAUUGCAAGAUGCCCUUCAAUGAUGCUUUGGCUCUUGCUCUUAUCUUGAAUUGCAAAGGUGUGGUGGAUGUAGGCAAUUACAAUUCCAUUUACGAUAGAAAGCAAAUACACGCCCAAACUUAUGGCGUGAUGAUGAUUAGUGUAAUGGUUAUGGCAACCAUUGCGCAAAUAUCUGUGAAAUGUCUGUAUGAUCCUGCAAGAAAGUAUGCCGGCUUUCAGAAAAGGAACAUCAUGAAUUUGAAACCUAACUCAGACCUUCGUUUGCUUGUUUGUAUUCAUAAACAAUACCACCUCUCUGGUAUCAUGCAUUUCCUUGAUCUUUGUUAUCCAGCACACGACUAUCCCAUUGUUGUGGAUGCCUUGCACUUGAUCGAGCUAGUUGGGCGCUGCCAACCCAUAUUUAUCUCCCAUCAACGUCAAAGAGAUGCAGACAUGGGCCUGACAAAUUCGUACUCUGAGAAUGUGUUCAUGUCUUUUCAGAAUUAUGAACAUGGGAAGAGCCCAGGUGCUGUAUCAGCUAACACUUACACAGCCAUAUCUCCUUUUAGCUACAUGCAUGAAGAUGUUUGUUACCUUGCACUGGACAAACUUGCAUCCAUGAUAAUACUUCCAUUCCAUCGAAGAUGGUCCAUUGAUGGCUCCAUUGAAUCUGAAGACAAGAAUAUCAGGUCUUUGAAUUGUAGUGUCCUAGAGAGAGCUCCUUGCUCAGUUGGGAUCCUUGUAAACCGUGCAUCCCUUCCAAGUGACCCACACAUGUCAUUGCAUUUGGCUGUUAUCUUUUUCGGGGGGAAAGAUGAUCGAGAGGCCUUGUGCUUAGCCAAACGAGCAUGCUUAAACCCUCACAUUAGGCUAGUUGUGUACCAUAUUCCUGAGAAAGACAACCCAAAAUCGUCCACCUUGGAGAAAUUAUUGGACAAUGCUGUGCUCAAGGAUGUUACGGAAGGACAUUUUGGUUCACGCGUGAGUUACAGGGAAAUUAGAACAGAGAUUGGAGCAGAUAUUGCCUCAGUUAUUCGUGAUCUGGUGGAUGAUCAUGACUUCUUUAUAGUCGGGAGGAGGCAUGAUGUUGACAGUAGCGUAACUACGGGACUUAAAGAUUGGUGUGAGUUUGAGGAGUUGGGUGUCAUUGGAGAUUUGCUUGCCUCACCAGAUUUUGAAAGUUCAGCAUCUGUUUUGGUGGUGCAGCAACAAGUACUCAAGUAA